Molecule: messenger RNA, 4957 nt
Organism: Eublepharis macularius
Lineage: Eukaryota; Metazoa; Chordata; Lepidosauria; Squamata; Eublepharidae
Gene: NFXL1
Product: nuclear transcription factor, X-box binding like 1
Exons: 22
Coding region: 129-2765 (878 amino acids)
Biological process (GO): regulation of DNA-templated transcription
Cellular component (GO): nucleus
Molecular function (GO): DNA-binding transcription factor activity, RNA polymerase II-specific; zinc ion binding; RNA polymerase II transcription regulatory region sequence-specific DNA binding
Source: RefSeq, a predicted model, not a curated record
CGGGCCGCAGAGGAGGGCGGGAGGCGCGUUUCUCGCGGCGCUUCGUCUCCCUCGCCCGCUGUCUGAGGGGAAAGCGCUGCCGCCUCGCCGGGGAGACGCCGUUUCCUCAGCCGCCGGGAGGAGGAAGGAUGGAGGCGGCCUGGCGCCGGGGCGGCCGCGGCAGAGGAGUGGGCAGAGCCGGAGCCACCCCCGCGGGGAACGGACCUGGCGGCCGCGGGAGGGGAAGAGGAGCGGGAGGCGCCGAGGCCGCCGGGGAAUUAGCUUCUCAGAAAAAAUUUGAUGAAAUUAAGAGGGCGAAUCAAGCAGCAGCUAAAAAGCUGGUGGAAGACCAGUUUAGUUCUUCAUCUGAAGAUGACAGUGAUGAUGAUGAUGUUGAAGGAAAACAUGGGAGAAUAUUGGCCCAAACAUUUACAACUUACACUAAUCAAACUGAUGGUGACACAAGUGAAUUGGAGCGCAUGAGACAAUACAUGAAUGAGGCUUUUCAGUCUGGAGCAACAACAUGCUUGAUUUGCAUUGCUUCUGUUAAGAGAAACCAUGCUAUUUGGAGUUGCUCUGGAUGUUUCUGCAUAUUUCACAUGCCAUGCAUUCAGAAGUGGGCUAAGGAUAGUGUUUUCCUAAUAACUUCUCCCUUGACAGAUGAUAAUUUUGAAAAGAAGGAUUAUCCAUGGCCAUGUCCAAAAUGUAGGUUUGAGUACAAGCGAUCAGAGACUCCUGCUAGAUAUUACUGCUACUGCGGAAAGGUGGAGGAUCCAGCUUUGGACCCUUGGCUAGUUCCACAUUCUUGUGGCCAAAUAUGUGAGAGGGAUUUCAAACCUCCGUGUGGACACAAGUGCCUGCUACUUUGUCACCCAGGUCCUUGUCCACCUUGUCCCAAGGUGGUCUUAACAUCUUGUUACUGUAAGAGGGCAAAGCCUGUGCCACGGAGGUGCAGUACAAAAGAAUGGUCGUGUCAGCAACCCUGUUGUCGAAAAUUGCCCUGCGGACAGCACAGCUGUGAGAAAUCUUGCCAUCCAGGAGACUGUGAACCCUGCCCAAGAGUUAGCAGGCAGAGAUGUGUAUGUGGAAGGCAAGUAGCAGAAAGACUUUGUGCAAGCCCUUUGUGGCAAUGUGAUCAGGCAUGUCGCAAAACCUUACCCUGUGGUUUUCAUGCCUGUGAGCAAGUUUGUCAUGCUGGUCCCUGUGGGGAAUGUCCUCGAUCUGGAAAAAGGUCCUGUCCAUGUGGAAAAUCAAAAUUUUCUUUGCCAUGUACGGAGGAUGUGCCUACCUGUGGAGACAGUUGUGACAAAGUCCUUGAAUGUGAAAUCCAUAGAUGUUCACAGCGCUGCCAUCGAGGUCCUUGUGAAAUCUGUAGACAGGAAGUUGAAAAGCAGUGCCGCUGUGGAAAGCAUACGAAACAGAUGCCCUGCCAUAAACCAUAUCUUUGUGAGUCAAAAUGUGCAAAAAUUCGUGACUGUCAAAAACAUCAGUGCAAGAGAAAGUGCUGUCCUGGAAACUGCCCACCAUGCGAUCAAGCCUGUGGGCGAACGUUAGGAUGUCGGAAUCACAAAUGUCCUUCAGUCUGCCAUAGAGGUAGCUGCUAUCCAUGUCCUGAAACUGUAGAUGUGAAGUGCAACUGUGGCAAAACUGUUCUCAGAGUACCAUGUGGCAGAGAACGUACCACCAAACCUCCCAGGUGCAAAGAGUUUUGCAGGCAGCCACCAACUUGCCAUCAUCCCAGUCGAGAGAAACACAGCUGCCACUUUGGCCCAUGCCCUCCUUGCCGUCAGCCUUGCAAGAAACCCUUAGAUAAGUGCACCCAUUUGUGUCCAGCUGCUUGCCAUGACGAAGCACUUGUGAAGCAAUCUGGCCUGCACCAACCUGCAGGCCCCUGGGAACAGUCUCCAGAGCCUGUUUUUAUUCAGACUGCGCUGCCUUGCCCUCCUUGUCGGGUUCCAAUUCCAACGCAGUGCCUGGGGAAACACGAGGUGAGUCCAUUGCUAUGUCAUGCUGCUGCACCCUACUCUUGUAAAAGAUUGUGUGGAAGACUGCUCAAGUGUCAGAACCACACCUGCAUGAAAGAAUGCCAUAAAGUUCUGGAAAGAGAUAGUGGCGGUGACAAUCAAAAGGCAAGUCAAGAAUGCUCUCAGUGUGAAGAAGGAUGUUCCAAGCCACGCCCACCUGGCUGCCCUCACUCAUGCCCUCUACCUUGCCACCCUGGAGAAUGCUUACCAUGUGCCCAGUUGAUCCGGAUGAAGUGUCACUGCAGACUCACAAGCCUGUACAUCGAAUGCAUAAAAAUCACCAGUGUUGGUUUAAAAGAAAAGGAUGUACUCGGCUCCUGCAAAAACCAGUGUCCAAAAGAGUUGUCCUGUGGUCACAGGUGCAAAGAGAUCUGCCAUCCAGGUGACUGCCCUCAGAACUGUAAUCAGAAGGUAAAGAUCAGAUGUCCUUGCAAGAGAAUAAAAAAGGAGCUGCCAUGCAAUAAGGUUCAGGAAAGCCAAGUUUCAUUAGAAUGUGACACAGUGUGUAAGGAAAUGAAACGGAAAGCUUGUGAGAUAAAAGAGGCUGAAACCAGAGCUUUGAUUGAAGAGGAGAAACGGAGGCAACAGGCUGAACUGGAGGCUUUUGAGAAUAGGUUAAGAGGACGUCGAAAGAACAAAAGAAAAAAGGAUGAAGUAGAAGUAGAACCAACUCUAUGGCAAAAAUAUAAGAAAACGAUUGUGCUGCCUAUAUGUGGAGUGGCUAUUGUGAUGGUUGCAUGGUUCAUAGCAUACAGUUACUGACUUUUUAAAAUUAGUUUCUAGACACCUCAGUAUGAUCAUAGAUAGCUGCUAAAAUGUUAGGUGGUAUAUGCUCAGUUGUGUUUUUUAAUAGUAAUUGGCCUCGUUUCAUCUGGGGAGAAAAGCAAAACAGACCUUAAUCUCUAUCCUUUACAUGAAAUAUUCAAAGUUACUGAGGUAAUGAUUAAAAAGUUGUUAAGUCUAAGCAAUCACACCAUGCUAAAUCCUGAGCCAUUGUAUCGCAUUCCUACCAUGUUCCAUUGAGUGAGAUUCUGUUCAGUACUAUUUCUGUCAACAUCCAUUCAUUUAAUGCCAUGUUGGAGAACAGUUCCAAGUGUAUAUACCUGGCUUACAUAGUCAUUUUUAAAGGUGCUGAUCAUUGAUGGGUUGAAGAGGAGAUGCCCCCCCCUCAAAUACACAGCUGAUUCGUAUUGUCAGAGUUGAACAUUUCUAUGGCCUGUCGGGAUUGGCAAGGGUCACUGUAUAUACAAUCUCUGUGCUAAAUGCAAUUGUAUUUGCAUACAUGAAUCUUACAAACAUCCUCCUGUAUGUGCUGUUCAGUCACUAUUUUUAAUAUUUCACUUAUCUACAUUAAAAUAGAUUUCUUCAGUGAAAUAGGAAUCCGAUCUUACUGCAGUUCCAGUUGUCAAAAUUGAAAAUUGUAUUUUCUAAUACAGUUCUGACACCGUGCUCCUCAAGGUACAGCUUUACUGAAAACUCUAUUUCUAAAGAGGCCUGUAUGUUUCAAAACUGAACUCAUGAAUUGUCUAGUAUAUCUGGUGGUAUUGUUUUAAAUUCUUUCUGUGAUACUUGACAUGGAAAAAAAGCUCUACAGGUGUUUAAAGGUUAAUAUCACUGACUCCUGAAAAGUAGUUUUCACAAAGAAAUUCUCGUUUGCUACUCUAAGAGCAGCAGCGAAUAUCAGGCAGUCACACUAUAGGGAAAGGUAUAUGAUUACAGUGGAUGUGAUGACAGUUUAAUUUAAGUUUGACGAUUAUGUAUAAAUAUAUGAAAUAUUGACUGAAGCGGGCCUUUGUCAGGUUGUAAAGCCCAGUAGUGUUCAGAUGUCUAGCUAACCUUGUAAAUGUUUCUAUUAACAAAUUGGUAGCCUUUCCUCAAGCUUUUCAAAAAUGAAGGAUAAAAAUAAUUGCGUGGAAAUGAACUGUUUCUAUCAUUAAUUAUAUAGGAAGUACUGUUGAAUCAGAUGAGGAGAUACGUUCAUUGGUAUUUUGAGUUUCUAGCAUUCAUCUGAUUCUAUUGCUGUACUUGAAAUGCUUUUCCCGCUUUCGUGAAAUGAUACCCACAAAGGAAUGUAUUAAAUCCAAAUCUUCUGGUCAAGCAUUCCAGGUGAGGCCUACGAGCACCAAGGGACAAGUUGGAGCUACAACUGGUCCAAGGUUGUUACUUUCACACAUUGCCAAUAGUGGGUCUGAUUUUAAUUAUCAUUGUACGGUACUAAAAUGUGCUGUCAACUUGUGGAUAACCCUGGAAACGGGCUAUACAACAGUAGUAUAUUGUGCAGGCUUUGGGUAUAGAGAGUAAAGUCUGAGAAAUCUUGCCAUUUUCAACUUGUUAUAUAGACUGACUGACUGACUAUAAAGGUGAAAAAUUAUCAUUUCUAUUGUGUAAUUGGAACCCCCCCCCCCAUUACAACAAACCAUCCUGCAAUUGUACAUUGUUAAACCCUUAAAAUACUUCAGAAGUUGUGGACCCAUGUGAAUAAAUCAUCAGAUUUCACUGUUAAAUAUCUGUUAGUGUUGAACACUUUGGAAUUAUUUUAUACUUAACACAAAUGAAAAGAAAUACACUUACCAACAUAAAUUCUAUGAAAACCAGUUUGAAUCUUACGCCUGUAUGAUGUUAUGUCUAAAUGGCUUGAGAAUGAAAAUGUAUAGCUACUUUAGCAUACUCAUUUGAACAUUUGUGCUGGAUUUUAUAUGAAAGGACUGGUUCCUUUCAUACUCUGGGCAUUCUUCUGAGAAAGAGCUGAGAACGGAAGUAUAUCUAUCUAUCUAUCCCCUGACAGAAAAGCCUCAGAAUGGUUUGCCAUUUCUUUGUAAGUAUGGCUACUGCCUGAGUUGCAUGUAUCUCAAGCUGUGCAAGAACAGAAUUUAGUAGCAAGGAACAGGGUUUCAUUGCCUUAUAUGAGCUCCUUGUCUGCCCUUUAGGCAAGCAGAAUAAAUUUUACAAAAACA